This is a messenger RNA of Oryctolagus cuniculus (rabbit), 2455 nucleotides long. RefSeq names its product extracellular matrix protein 1 (gene ECM1). Lineage: Eukaryota; Metazoa; Chordata; Mammalia; Lagomorpha; Leporidae. Gene Ontology annotation, biological process: signal transduction; regulation of bone mineralization. Gene Ontology annotation, cellular component: extracellular region. The record is from RefSeq and is a predicted model, not a curated record.
GCUCCCCGGGAGUCUCUCAUCAGCUUCUCUUGUGGCCAUCACAGUGCUGCCUUCCCCUCAGCCCACUCUCCAUCCUCUGAGAAGGCUUCAGGAUGAGUUUGGGAGGAGCAGCAGCCAGAGGAGGAGCCACUGGGACUGAGUCAUGGCAGGAAGCUGAGGAGGGCGGGAGAUAGCAGCCAGCCUAUAAAAAGGACCAGGAGACGGCCCUCGAGUUCACAGCAGCAGCCAGAGAAGCAGCUUCCAGCAGCAGCCCUGCACCUCGAAUCCAGAUCUGCCUGAGAGCACCUUAGUGCUGGCUCAGUGACCAGUCCUUGCCCCAGGAUGGGGACCAUGUCCAGAGCAGCCUUGGUCUUGGCCUGUUUGGCUGUUGCUUCUGCCACCUCUGAGGGAGGCCCCAGGAACUCAGAGCAGAAGGAGCUCAGGCCAGAGUACCUCAUGCAGCACCUUCAAGAGGUUGGCUAUGCAGCAGCCCCCGCACCGCCCCUGCCUCAAAGCCUCCUCCUGGAUCACCCUGAUACCUCUCCACACGACCCUCCCUUCGAGGGCCAGAGAGAAGGUAAGGUCACCCCCUACCCCGCCCCACUCUCCAGAUCGGGAGGAGGGCGGAAGGCUCGCCCACCCAUCGCGCACCAGGACGCUCACACCCGGCCCUCUACAGCGCAGCCCCCUCCCCCGCGGGCAGCCAUCCCCGAACAAGAGGAAGUGCUGCCCUCUGCCCAGCUCCCUGCUGAAAAGCAAAAGGACCCCCCGCCCCCUCACGAAGCUGUCCCCUUCCAAGAAGAGCGGCCUCCUCCCCAGCCGUUCCUUGAGCAGAAGGAAGUAGACGCACCUCUCCCCCAUCAAGAGCAGAAGCCCUUCCGGUUCCAGCAGACAGAAGAAGAGCCAGCUCCCUCCGGGGGCCAGGGCCCUCCUGAGCCUCAAUCCUGGAAUCCAUCCCAGCACUGCCAACCAGGCCGAGCCCGAGGGGGCUGGGGCUUCCGACUGGACGGCUUUCCCCCUGGGCGGCCUUCUCCACACAAUCUGAACCAGAUCUGCCUUCCUGACCGUCCACACGUGGUGUACGGCCCCUGGAACCUGCCGCAGUCUGGCUUCUCCCACCUUAGCCGCCAGGGCGAGGCCCUCAAUUUGCUGGAGACUGGAUAUUCCCGCUGCUGCCGCUGCCGCAGCCAUACACAACGUCUAGACUGUGCACAACUCGUGUGGGAGGACGCAAUGACCCGGUUCUGUGAGACCGAGUUCUCGGUCAAGACCCGACCCCACUGGUGCUGCAGACUACAGGGGGAGGCUCGAUUCUCCUGCUUCCAGGAGGCCGCUCCCCGGCCGCACUACCAACUCUGGGCCUGCCCAAGGCACCAGCCUGGCAUCUCGUUGGGCCCCGAGCUUCCUUUCCCCCCCGGGGCACCCACACUGGACAAUGUUAAGAACAUCUGCCGCCUGAAACGCUUCCGCUCUGUGCCACGCAACCUCCUGCCUACCGACCCCAUCCAAAGGCAGCUGCGCGCUCUGACCCGGCUGGAAGUGGAGUUCCAGCACUGCUGCCGCCAGGGGAACAACCACACCUGUACAUGGAAGGCCUGGGAGGACACCCUUGAUGGAUACUGCGACCAGGAACAGGCGAUAAAGACCCACCAUCACGCCUGUUGCAAAUACCCUCCCAGCCCCGCUCGGGACGAGUGCUUUGCGCGUCGGGCUCCCUACCCCAACUAUGACCGUGACAUCUUGACAAUAGACCUCAGCCGGGUCACCCCCAACCUGAUGGGCCACCUCUGUGGAAACCAAAGAGUCCUCACCAAGCAUAAGCAGAUUCCUGGGCUGAUCCGGAACAUGACCGCCCGCUGCUGUAAGCUGCCCUUUCCCGAACAGGCCUGCUGCGCUGAGGAGGAGAAAUCAGCCUUUGUCGAUGAGCUGUGUGGCACCCGACCAAGCUUCUGGAGAGACCCUGCCCUCUGCUGUGACCGGAGGCCUGGGGACGAGCAGACCAACUGCUUCAACAUCAAUUAUCUGAGGAACGUGGCUCUGGUGGCUGGAGACACUGAGGACACCAAGGGCCAGGAGGAGCAGGGCCCGACUCGGGGUGCACAUGCCAGCACCACCCCUCAGCCCAAGGAAGAGUGAGUCACCCCAGAGCCGCGGAGGAUCAGCUGGAGGGAACCCCGCCCGCCCCACCCCCUCGAAGGCUCAUCACAGUAAACACCUCUCGGACUUGGCGUCUGUGACACCACCCGCACCCUCACACCCUCCUAAGCCUCCCGAUUCCUUCAGUGACUGCCCCUGGCCCACUGCCCUGCCCGCGCUGGCUGGGCAGAUGUUCCACGGGCUGUGAUGGGACCGCAGCUGAACGGCUUGACUUCAUUAUUCGUCAUCUUGAAUUGAUUCAUGCAUUUCCAAAGGGGCACCACCUUGAGAGUUUCACGGUAAAAAAAAAAAUUAAAAUAAAAUAAAAAAUUAAAAAAGA